Molecule: messenger RNA, 2452 nt
Organism: Labrus mixtus (cuckoo wrasse)
Lineage: Eukaryota; Metazoa; Chordata; Actinopteri; Labriformes; Labridae
Product: B-cell receptor CD22-like
Exons: 10
Coding region: 32-2119 (695 amino acids)
Source: RefSeq, a predicted model, not a curated record
CAUGUUUUAUUGUAACUGAAGCUACGCUGAGAUGAAAGGAGCAGCUACCAAAACUGCAACAAGGAGUGGAUUUGUCGUCCUUCUUCUCUAUUUGACAGUGGUAAAAGGUCAGGAUGGCUGGGGAGUGACUUACCCUUCUACUCAGAUCUGUACUGUAAAAGGAUCGACAGUUGUCAUACACUGCACUUACACAUUUCCACCCAGUUGGAAUGAGCAGAAUACAAAAGUUAUGAGAGCAUUAUGGUUUACAAAAGUGAAUAGAAAUCAACCUGUGGAUCUGAUAACUGACCCAUUGUACACCGAUCGUGUGGAGUAUCAUUUUCAUAAAAACAACUGCACUCUGAGAAUCACCGACAUGAGAGAGAGUGACGUAGCUGAGUACAAGUUCAUGUUCAUAACAAACCAACCAGAGGGACGUGUGACUGGUUCCCCUGGAGUUACUUUGUCUGUCACAGCUCUACAGGUGCAGGUGAACAUUAUUAGAGUUUACUGGACUAAUACCUUUGCAGAGCUGGAGUGUCUCAGCAGCUGCAGUCCAGCUGUUCAUCCUUCCUACAUCUGGUUCAAGAAUGGAGAGAACAUUCAGAUAGAAACAUCUUCUUUGACAAGAUAUUUUUAUACUGAAGACAGCUUUGCCUGUGCUUUAAAGGGAUAUGAGAAUUUCCCCUCUACAUCAGUGUGUGUCCAUGAUCAAAUCUGUAACAGAGUGAUGUAUGAUGUCAAAAGCAUCUGUUCCCUAGAAGGCUCAUCAGUGGACAUUUCAUCCACCUACUUCAGUUACGAGAAUUACGAAAGAAAAAUUUGGUUCAGUCCAGAUCGUAGUCAUCAGUGGCAGGAUCACACACAGCCUGAGGACAUAAGUAAAGACUCUCAGUACGCAGAUCGUGUUCGGGUUAUUGAAAGACAGAGAGGACGCUCCACUCUGAGAAUCUCUGACCUGAGAGAGAGGGAUUCAGGGCAGUAUCACUUUAAAUUCAAAACAUCGAGCUUUGAAUGGAAGAGCAGCUUACCUGGAACAACUUUGACUGUAACAGCUCUCCAGGUGCGGGUAACCAUGGCAACAUUUCAACAGGAUCACACGGAGGCAGAGCUGAGAUGUCACAACAGCUGCAGUCCUGCCGGUCGUAUUUCCUAUGUCUGGUUCAAGAAUGGAGAGAAAAUCCUGAAUGAGGAAAAUUCUUCCUAUAAAGACCUGUUUUAUCCAGGAAACGAUAUCUCUUGUGCUGUGAGAGGACUCGAAAGUUAUCGCUCUCCCUCGCUGUAUGCUCUGAAUGCUCCCUCUGUGUCAACAAGUCCUUCAAGGGAAAUAAUGGAGGGCACUUCAGUCACUUUGAACUGUAACAGUGAUGCUGACGGAGCAGUUAAAUUCUCCUGGUACAAGAGGAAUCGGACGCUGUCCAGCAAAGAAGCAGAGCUUAUCUUUGGCUCCGUCCUGUCCUCUGACUCCGGAGAGUAUUGCUGUACAGCCGAGAAUGAGCUGGGGAAAAGAACAUCUGAAGGCAUCUUUAUCAAUGUCAAAUAUGGUCCAAGGCUUCCCACUGUGUCAGUGAGUCCCUCUGCUGAGAUAAUGGAGGGCAGUUCAGUGACUCUGGCCUGUAGCAGUGAUGCUAACCCAGCAGCUAAUUAUACCUGGUACAGAGAGAAUGAAGAGUCUCCAGAAGCUUCAGGGCCGACCUUCACUAUCACUUACAUCAGAGCUGAACAAAGUGGAAAUUAUUACUGUGAAGCCAAUAAUGGAAUAGGACGCCAUAAUUCUAUCUUGAUUGUAAUUGAUGUGACAGGAGCAUGGACAUCAACAGUUGCCGUAACCACCAUGGUUGUUGUACUGGCUAUCAUACUCCUCUCUGUCUUCAUAUUGAUUAAAAAGAAAAGGGCCUCCAAGCAACAGUGUGGAGAGAGACCAGAUGACAACAGGGAACAGUGUCUACCAACUCAGGGCCAGCAAGAGGAGCAGGAUGACCUUCAUUAUUCCAGUGUUAAGUUCACCAAGAAUCAAGCAGAUUCUCUCUACUCCAACAUCAGACCAGCUCAACGCCACAGACACAACGAGGAAGAACGGGAUGAAGGUGUUGAAUAUUCUGCUAUCACAUUUAACAAAGGCCCUUCUGCCCCCAACUAAGCUGCUCCUCUCCUACUGUAUAUACAUAUUUAGUUUAUUUAAGCAAAUGUCACAUGACUGUGUUGGGACCUCAGCCAUGUGUGCUGGACAAAAGACUCAGGCCUGUAUCACAGUUCUCAAGCCUGACUGGAGUUAUUUUGGAGGGAACUAAACAAAGGAGUCUUAGUCCAGCAACCCCCCAACAGAAACUAACAAAUAGGUGUGAAAAGUGGGGGGGUGGGGGGUGUCUGAAUUCUCUAUCCUCAUUGGAGGAGGCGUGAGGUAAACCCACAGGCAGCUCCAGUCUUUAAAAGCAAUCGCCAGGCAUUGCUUCCUCCUUGCAGAAGAUGUACA